AGAACUAACCAAUCCUGACACCCCAGCCCAGACCAGCCCGGAUAACGGUCUCGGUCACGUUUUGUAUAAUUUGGAAAGCAGAAUUAUCACUAAGCAUGGCGAUUGUCACUAAUGUGCAAGAGGUCCGUGAGAUCACCAAGAUAGAGCGUAUCGGUGCCCACUCUCAUAUCAGAGGUCUAGGAUUGAACGAUAGUUUAGAGCCGCGCAAUGUUUCCCAAGGCAUGGUUGGCCAGCUCAAGGCACGUCGAGCUGCCGGCGUUGUCAUGGAGAUGAUUAAGGACAGUAAAAUAGCCGGUCGCAUUAUUUUAUUAGCCGGACAACCCGGCACAGGAAAGACUGCCAUUGCUAUGGGAAUGGCGCAAGCUUUGGGCACGGAUACUCCUUUCACAGCAAUGGCUGGUUCAGAAAUUUACUCUUUAGAGAUGAGUAAAACAGAGGCGUUGACUCAAGCCAUCAGGAAGUCUAUCGGAGUUAGAAUAAAAGAGGAGACGGAGAUUAUAGAGGGUGAAGUAGUAGAGAUUCAAGUUGACAGGCCAGCAACUGGAAUUGGAGUGAAAGUCGGCAAAUUGACAUUGAAGACUACCGAGAUGGAAACAAUUUAUGAUUUGGGAAAUAAAAUGAUUGAUUCCUUAAUGAAAGAGAAAGUACAGGCUGGCGAUGUCAUUACGAUUGACAAAGCCACGGGAAAGAUCAAUAGACUUGGACGAUCCUUCACCAGAGCUCGAGAUUACGAUGCGACGGGUUCGCAAACGCGUUUCGUGCAAUGUCCAGAGGGCGAGUUGCAGAAACGCAAGGAAGUUGUGCACACCGUGACAUUGCAUGAAGUUGAUGUGAUAAACAGCAGAACGCAUGGCUUUUUAGCAUUAUUCUCCGGAGAUACCGGGGAGAUCAAAUCGGAAGUGCGAGAUCAGAUAAACGCUAAAGUUGCGGAAUGGCGAGAAGAAGGCAAGGCAGAAAUAGUUCCGGGUGUACUCUUUAUCGAUGAAGUGCAUAUGUUGGAUAUUGAAUGUUUCGCAUUUUUAAAUCGAGCAUUGGAGAAUGAAAUGGCUCCGGUUGUAAUUAUGGCAACGAAUAGAGGUGUCACAAGAAUCAGAGGGACAAAGUAUAGAAGCCCCCAUGGAAUUCCUAUUGACUUGUUGGAUCGUAUGAUUAUCGUCCUCACGACUCCGUACCAAGAAAAGGAUCUAAAAGAAAUCUUAAAAAUAAGAUGCGAAGAGGAAGAUUGCGAAAUGGCCGACGAUGCUCUCACCGUAUUAACGAGGAUCGCUUUGGAAACGUCGCUGAGAUACGCGAUACAGCUAAUUACGACGGCUUCUCUCGUCAGCCGCCGAAGAAAAUCUACAGAAGUCAGUAUCGAGGAUGUCAAGCGUGUCUAUUCUUUAUUUCUUGAUGAGAAUAGAUCUACGCAAUUUCUCAAGGAAUAUCAAGACGAUUUUAUGUUCAAUGAAUUCCCUGCUGAAGAUAACAUGGACGUUUCUUCAUAAUACAUUGUAGUACAAUGUACAAAAAAAUCACCUUUUUUAAAUUAAGUUACAAGUUACAAGAAUUAAUUACAAUAAAAGUUUUUUAAUGUAAAGAUAGUGGAAAUAUGUAUUCUUCUCUGUCUCGCUGUCACUAUUAUACAUAUACAUAUAAUACUGCAUAUUAUUUUUAAUUAUACAUGUUUUGCAUUAUCCUCUCUAUCUCUAAGCUAAGCUUUUAAACGUCUUGAAUCACAAUCAGUAAGGUAAAUAUACAUACAAGUAACUUCGUAUAUACAAUAUUGUACAAGUCUGCUUAUUAAUUUUGAUUUAAUAUCUUAAAGACAACAAAUGCAUACUUUUGAUGAUAAAAGUAUUAUAAUUAACAUAUGUAGAGGUCUGUUUUUGGUGUAGUGCUUUUAAAUUAGACAGCGAGUACUUGCAGGAGGUUGUUGUGAUAUGAAGAAAUGAUGAAGAACGCAGAGCGCUUUUUCGCAGAGUUUCAGUACAGCUUGUAUUCUCCGAAGAUGUACGCCUCCAAUAAAUAUUACUUGAUUACAU
Molecule: messenger RNA, 2021 nt
Organism: Vollenhovia emeryi
Lineage: Eukaryota; Metazoa; Arthropoda; Insecta; Hymenoptera; Formicidae
Gene: rept
Product: ruvB-like 2
Exons: 7
Coding region: 96-1484 (462 amino acids)
Biological process (GO): regulation of transcription by RNA polymerase II; chromatin remodeling; box C/D snoRNP assembly
Cellular component (GO): Swr1 complex; R2TP complex; NuA4 histone acetyltransferase complex
Molecular function (GO): ATP binding; DNA helicase activity; ATP hydrolysis activity
Source: RefSeq, a predicted model, not a curated record